AGCAGUAAUGGCUUCGCUGCUACCUUUCACACAAAUCCGGAGCAACACUGUCAACUUCUUUAUGAGACGGACAUCUGGGGAACUAUGGAAAACGAUCACCAGCGUCUCAAAAUCUGGUCAAAAGAAAGGACGUAUGAACACUAGACAGCCAAUACGUCCACUCAAUAGGUUUUAUCGCAUAGGAUCAAGUCCAAUGAAAGUGCAGUUUCCUGGAUUGAAUGCUCCGUUAAGCACCAAGGAGCCUGAUCCGAAAAUUGUUGAGCAAACGGAAGAAGAAAUCAAAGAAGGCCAGCUGUCGGUUCGGAAAACGUUGGAAGAACAAAAAGAUAUCGGCAAGCGGCGCUUUCGGGAGAAACUACAUCCGCUCGAAAGAGGGUUCAGCGGUACACAGUUGGUUGGACAAAAACUUGGACCACCAGCUCCCGUUGAUGGAAUGUCAUUCAAAGAUUUUGAGACCUAUUGUCUUGAGGUCAAAAGAACAUCGAACAUGACGAGAGUUUUUGGGCGUGUUCACACAAUGGCUGCCCUCGUUGUUACUGGAAAUGGCAAAGGACUCGCUGGAUACGCAGUCGGAAAGGCCCCUCUUCACAGGACUACAACGGCCAUCGUCAAUGGCAUGAAUAUGGCCGCUAGGAAGCUGUUUUACGUUGAUCUUCUCGAGGGUCGUACUAUCUACCAGGAUUUUUACGCCGAAUGUCGCAAUACUCGAGUGUUUGCUCAACGACGGCCUCGUGGAUUUGGUCUGACAUGUCAUCCUAGGCUAAUCAAAAUUUGUGAGGCAAUCGGAAUCAAGGACAUCUAUGUAAAGGUCGAGGGGUCUACAAAAAACUACUUGGCCUUGACGCAUGCUUUUGUAACCGGGUUGUUGAAUCAAGAAACCCAUCAACAGUUAGCAGAACGAAAAGGGCUACAUGUGGUAGAGAUGUCACCAUCAAGACACUUCCUUCCACAAGUUGUUGCUUCUCCGAUACUCACACCCUUGAAAGAAGAGGAUGAGCUCGAAGAUAUCGAUCGUUUGAAUCUGGACGAUUUUUACGGAGAGGGAAGGUAUCCUUUGAGAAAGCCUAAGCCUUUGCCUUUCUACGUGAACACACCGGGACACAAAGAGGCUGAGUGGCGGAAACAUCCCUAUAGGAACCAAGAACAGGUUAUGAUACGACUUCUCGCCGAUGGAGUUGUGCCACGAUGGACUCGAGAUGCUCGCCGUAAAUGGUCGGAGGAACGGCACGAGCAGGCAACAGCGGGCGUGGUGCAGUUGCCGACCGGCAUCGGCCUUACCGACAUCGUUCCCAAGAAAGAAUGAAGUUUGCAUAUCUCGUCCACUUACUCUCAGGAAAUUGUAUCAAACGCGAGUCUUUCACAUUUUGAAGAAUCUGUAUUAAGUUCUUUGUUUCAUCUGAUCUGAGCCAAAGGUGUGCCUGUCAUAAUCCGUUGAGUAUAUAGUUGGACCUUACAAAUAGGAAAGUGUAGUUUUCGUUAUACUGUUACGGUUAGUAUCCCAUUCUGGCUCGACUGCACUGCUGAACAGCUUCGGUUACUUGUGGACUGGGCCAAAACCCAGUGGAUUCAAUACUAAUAGGUCUAGUUGCACCGCUUUCAUCAAAAUUGAACUUGAAUUGACGACUAUUGGUCGUUGUGAUUUUUAGGUAAUUAGUUUGAUAGUCUUGUAGGAUAUUUAUGAAAACCAAGGUUUUCUAUGCAUGUUAGAUUGGCGAUUGAUAUCUGUUACACUUUUUCUUUUUCGAUACUGAGAUUCAACUUCUCAAAAAUCUCAAACUCUCUUCGUAGGAGAUGACAAGAUUCCACUCAGCGGCAUAUUGAUGAAGUAUAUACUAGCAAAUCUACAAAGUUUUGUAAGCACUCUCAAAUUUUUCUUAGAUUUCGGGUGUUGUCCUUUUUUCUUCCAUAAUUCUCAAAUUUAU
Messenger RNA from Cylicocyclus nassatus, 1922 nucleotides. NCBI's taxonomy places the organism in Eukaryota, Metazoa, Nematoda, Chromadorea, Rhabditida, Strongylidae. The record is from the annotation of a GenBank genome assembly.